UUUUUUUAAACAUGAAAUCCUGAAUCUUGUAACAUUUGUUAGCUGUAAUGGCGGAAGUAGACAUUAGGUGGCAGUACAGUCUCGCAGAGCUAAUUUCAGCCCAAGAAGAAGUGGGCGGAAUGGGAGACACACAGUUACCAUGGCGACCACCACGGGGAUGUGAUGUCUACUGGACCGAAUUCAAACACUGUAAGAGUUUACUCAACCGUUUCCAUCACUACUACACGUACGGGACGUCACCCGUCUGCCUCCAGUGGAAAGACGACUAUGAAGCAUGCAGAGAGUGGGAGACGAACAGGAGUCCACAUGCCAAGGAGAGUCUUCAGAAAAGUGAGAGAAAUCGGAUGUCUGAACAGAAGAAUUUCCCUCCAUUUUGGGAGAUGAGACAAAAACCACCAGCUGACUGGCAUUUGCCUCUUAAUGAUGACAAAUUAAAAGAUUCUUGAAGGCACAAAAAACAGCAUUAAGCAUAUUGAAUGUUUCUUCUACUUCUUCUUUUUUUUUUUUUAAAUUCAGUUUGCCAUUGUUUCUCUGGGUAGCAUCUAACAUCCAAGACCUAUUCUGUUGACCCAUGUGCUUCACUGUGUUUCUGAAUUUUUUCAAAAUCAGUACUUGUAUGUUGUUCAUUAAUUCUGUAUAAAUACAGUCACACAGAUGCUUCAGGUAUUUUCAGAGGUAACUGAGUGUCAGCUAGUUAGAAUGGUUUAAACAGUUCAAUUUUAUUUGAGAUGAUAGUGAUCUUACACCGAAAGUGUAAAGUUGAAUGCAUGCGUGACUUUAUUUCUUAAAUAAAGACCUUAUUGAAAAUGUA
Ictalurus punctatus (channel catfish) is the source of this 811-nucleotide messenger RNA. It is a transcript of the gene c7h22orf39, whose product is annotated as chromosome 7 C22orf39 homolog. NCBI's taxonomy places the organism in Eukaryota, Metazoa, Chordata, Actinopteri, Siluriformes, Ictaluridae. Bases 48 to 446 code for a protein of 132 amino acids. The transcript is spliced from 3 exons. The record is from RefSeq and is a predicted model, not a curated record.